This is a messenger RNA of Penicillium pulvis, 471 nucleotides long. RefSeq lists its product as uncharacterized. The transcript has 5 exons. Gene Ontology annotation, biological process: translation. Gene Ontology annotation, molecular function: structural constituent of ribosome. NCBI's taxonomy places the organism in Eukaryota, Fungi, Ascomycota, Eurotiomycetes, Eurotiales, Aspergillaceae. The record is from RefSeq and is a predicted model, not a curated record. The coding region runs from base 1 to 471 and encodes 156 amino acids. Gene Ontology annotation, cellular component: cytosolic large ribosomal subunit; ribosome.
AUGGCCGCCGAACGUACCAAUGUCUCCAACGACCUGAUCUGGCAGAUCGUCCGCAACCAGAACGCCUAUCUGGUCCGCCGCAACACCGGUGGUGGUUCCCAGUUCUCCCGGGACCCCCUCAACCUGGUCAACAAGCACUCUUUCAAGUAUGCUGGCUUUGUCAACAACAAGGCUAUCGGUGUCCAGGCCGCUGAGAACGGUGGUGUGAACGUGAUCACCAAGAAGCCCGGCAACCCCCAGCAGCCCCGCCAGACCGAGGUCACCGUCAACUACGGCCCCAAGACCUCCAACCGCAAGAUCUACAAGGGUGUUGCCGCCAAGACCGCCGUGAACGGUUACCGUGCCGACAUUCGUGAGGAGGCCGUUGCCCGUGUCAGCGCCGUCCGCCGCUCGCAGAAGCCCAAGAAGGACACCCCUGCCCGCAAGCCCCGCAGCGUCAAGGCCCGCCGGGCUGCCGAGAAGGACGAGUAA